Rangifer tarandus platyrhynchus (Svalbard reindeer) is the source of this 480-nucleotide messenger RNA. NCBI's taxonomy places the organism in Eukaryota, Metazoa, Chordata, Mammalia, Artiodactyla, Cervidae. The record is from the annotation of a GenBank genome assembly.
AUGAUUUUGAUGGGUCAACGGCCACGUGGGCGCAGAGACUUCAGCUGCCAUUUGUGUGCGAUGCGCCCUUGGCUGAGGGGAAUCUCCCGACGCCCUUACAUCACACCCCCAUCAGAUCCUCGUAAGGACCAUGGAUGCGGUUGGAGAAGGAAGAGCACACGGAUCGCGGGCUCCUGGGCCUUCCCCGCUUCCGCGAGGAGGCACAAUGCCCUGUGGACCAAGCCUCGCCUCUCCCGGGUGGGUGUGACCCACCGUCUACCGCUCCGCAGGGGACCCGGCGGCACCACGUGUGACCUGGAGCAUGGCUGCGGCGCUGUGGGUUCCAGGCCCACUUCCGGGGCUGGUGCCCGUCGGCUGCAUGGGUUGCGGGGGUCGGGGGGUCGUGAUCUUGAUGUCCCAGGCAGCUGGUCCGUAGGCUGCCUCUCAGCCACUCUAGUAACUCCUGGCGUCCCCUGGUACUCUCUCGGCCUCGCCAAAUGA